This is a messenger RNA of Eublepharis macularius, 3439 nucleotides long. It is a transcript of the gene GATA2, whose product is annotated as GATA binding protein 2. Gene Ontology annotation, biological process: negative regulation of transcription by RNA polymerase II; positive regulation of miRNA transcription; positive regulation of transcription by RNA polymerase II. The record is from RefSeq and is a predicted model, not a curated record. Bases 1 to 1464 code for a protein of 487 amino acids. Gene Ontology annotation, molecular function: zinc ion binding; DNA-binding transcription factor activity, RNA polymerase II-specific; RNA polymerase II cis-regulatory region sequence-specific DNA binding. The transcript has 5 exons. Gene Ontology annotation, cellular component: nucleus. NCBI's taxonomy places the organism in Eukaryota, Metazoa, Chordata, Lepidosauria, Squamata, Eublepharidae.
AUGGAGGUAGCCACGGACCAGCCCCGUUGGAUGGCCCAUCACGCCGUGCUGAACGGGCAACACCCGGACACUCACCACCCGGGACUGGCUCAUAACUAUAUGGAACCGGCGCAGCUCCUACCUCCGGACGAAGUGGACGUUUUCUUUAAUCACCUGGAUUCCCAGGGAAACCCGUACUAUGCCAACCCGGCCCAUGCCAGAGCCAGAGUCUCCUACAGCCAGGCGCACGCACGCCUGACCGGGAGCCAGAUGUGCCGGCCCCACUUGCUCCACAGCCCCGGCCUGCCCUGGCUGGACAGCGGCAAAGCGGCGCUCUCGGCGGCCCACCACCACAACCCGUGGACGGUGAACCCUUUCACCAAGGGGCCCCUGCACCCGUCGGCGGCCGGCGCGCCGCCCGGCGCCAUCUCGGUGUACCCGGGCGGGAGCAGCUCGGCGUCCAGCGCGGCCUCCGCCUCGUCGCUCACGCCGGCCUCGCACUCGGGCUCCCACCUCUUCGGCUUCCCGCCCACGCCGCCCAAAGAGGUCUCGCCGGACCCCAACGCCAGCAGCAGCGCCGCCUCGCCCGCCUCGGCCUCGGCCGGCGGCAGCAGCAGCAGGCAGGACGACAAGGAGCCCCUCAAGUACCAGGUGGGCCUGGCCGACGGCAUGAAGAUGGAGAGCGCCAGCCCGCUGCGCAGCAGCCUCGCCGCCUCCAUGGGUGCGCAGCCCUCCACGCACCACCCCAUCCCCACCUACCCCUCCUACGUGCCCGCCGCCCACGACUACGGAGGCAGCCUCUUCCACCCGGGCAGCUUCCUCGGGGGGCCCGCCUCCAGCUUCACCCCCAAGCAGAGGAGCAAAGCCCGGUCCUGCUCAGAAAGAAAUCCGGUUUCUUCGUGUUUCCAUUUAGAAGGCAGAGAGUGUGUCAACUGUGGAGCUACUGCCACCCCUCUCUGGAGAAGAGACGGCACUGGGCAUUACCUGUGUAACGCCUGCGGGCUCUACCACAAAAUGAACGGUCAAAACCGACCUCUCAUUAAACCUAAACGGAGACUGUCAGCAGCUAGGAGAGCAGGGACUUGUUGUGCCAACUGCCAGACAACCACGACCACCUUAUGGCGACGCAAUGCUAAUGGGGACCCAGUCUGUAAUGCCUGUGGACUUUACUAUAAAUUGCACAAUGUGAACAGGCCCUUGACCAUGAAGAAGGAAGGAAUUCAGACCAGAAAUAGGAAAAUGUCCAACAAGUCCAAGAAGAGCAAGAAAGGCUCUGAGUGUUUUGAAGAACUUUCCAAGUGCAUGCAAGAGAAGUCUUCUCCUUUCAGUGCUGCAGCCCUUGCCAGUCACAUGACACCCAUGGGGCACUUGCCACCUUUUAGCCAUUCUGGACACAUCCUACCAACGCCUACCCCCAUUCACCCAUCUUCCAGCAUCUCAUUUGGACAUCCACACCCAUCCAGCAUGGUCACAGCCAUGGGAUAGAACCUGAAGAUCCAAGGACCCCAGCAAAAGACCUAAAAUCACCUGGGCUUUGCCUAAAAUGACACCAAGGAAAGAUUCUGCCCAGAAGAGAGAAUGUAGGGAAGGAAGUUAAAAAGGGGAUCUCAUUCCAGUGUGGUUCGAUUCUUAGUGCUGGACCUUGCAAUGAUGGGUCUUCUACAGAAAUGCUUAAUGGUGCCUGUUAUGCACUUUGCCCCCUCAGGUAAAAGGAGAAAGAGGAACUCACCUGUAUGAUAGGAUACUUGCUGAUCCCAGCAGAAAGCAAAGGUGGCUGAAGCAGUAGAAGACGCUGGAGCCAGCUUUCCUUUCUCUUUGUUAAUUACUGUGAAUAUUGUAAAGAGAUUAGCAGCCUCCCAAGGCAGAGGAUUCUGAGAGGUAGCCACCCGUGCUGGAUUUCUAUCUUGGACUUUGUUUUUGGGAAAGAAAAAUGGACAACUUUAUAAAAAUCUACUUUUUAAGAAAACAAAUCAGACACAGAAAAAUCAUUAUUUAUUUUGCUCGUGUUCCAGAAAGAGCUUCAAAACCCUUGCAUGUAUUUGUGAAUCUUAUUUUAUUUUUUUAAAAAAGAAAUGUCCACCCUAGUAGGAACAAAUUUGGUUUUGAUUGCUUAAUGGCAACUGCUUUGAUUCUCUUCAUUGCUCUUAGAUUUAAAAAAUUCUACUAGGAAGCGGGUGAGUGUGAGAGGGGGAAACUUGUUGCUAUCGUAAGUUACAAUAGUCUCGAGGUGCAGGUUAUUUUGGUGUAAUUUUUGCAAUUUUUUUCCUCAAUGUGAAGAUUUGUUUUUAAAGCAUGGCAUCUCGCAAGAAAACAGAUACACUGGACACAUGGCUAAAGGGUUUUUCCGUAAGGAACAAUCCUGCAUUGGCUGGAAGAUAAAAUACAGGAUGUCAACAUGUCUUCCCCAUCAGAGUUCUCUGAGCAUUCCGGUGGCUUUAGGAAGCAGCAACAGAUGUCCUCACACACUAUGCAGCCUACCCUAGGCCCCUCCUGCCCAUUCCUUCUGAAUGUUAUGCUUUGUUAACAUCAGAUAAUAAAACAGCAGCCAUGUACCGUCUCAAAGCCUGUGUACAUCUUGCAGUUGUCCCUAAGAGAUGUCACUGCUUUAGACAACCCCACUUGGCUUCUUGUCUGCUAGGUUCCUUGAAACCUGCUCCGCUCACCAAGCUCUGCAGCCUUAGGUUGCUCAGCCUGUCCUGUACUACCCAGCCACCUGGUCAGUGGUGGGUUGCCCCCUCCACUCUUGGCCACUACUUCUUUCUCUGCUUUCUCCCCCCUCAUCCCCCUUCAGGUAGAAUCAUGAGAAGAAACUUUCCUGCAGCCCUAGUUGCUGUUGUGAAAAUCUCCUCCAUCUUGCAUUGGGCCACACCCCUUUUGGAGCAACCCCUAUGCCCUGCUGUGCGUUGCUGCUGUCAGUUCAGUGGGUCUUGUGUGGAAUGCCUGUUUUAUGUAAAUAUAGGCAGUAAAAUAGCAUGCUGCCUUCUACCAGCUCAGACCAUUGGUCUGUCCAGCCCAGCAAUGUCUGCUCCCUAACUGGUGGGGGCAGCCGCUCUCAGACAAGACCCCACCCCUGAAAUCCUUCAACAGGAGGUGCCAUGUAUUGAAUCUGAGGUCUUCUAUGUGUAAAGCAUGUGUGCUGCUAUGGAGCUGCAACCUCCUCUGGUGGCUUGCCCUCUUGGGGCUUAUACACAGCACAGCUCAAAUGAGGGUAAGGAAAAUAAAACCUUGACAUUGCAAUCAUCAGUCAUGAUCUUUUUGUCUGUUUUAUCAGCAGAGAUUUACCAAGAUACAAGACAUAUUAUCUUGCUGAUCUGCUACUAUAUUUUUAAUAUUGUGUCCAAGCAUAGUUGGAAUUUGCUAUCCAUAAAGCAUGCAUGCCACUACAGAUUUCCCAAAUGGGAUAGCAUGAGGGGCAGAAAGUGUGAAGAUCCACAAAAGAGCAGGGUGGGAAAGACAGAGA